This is a messenger RNA of Dentiscutata erythropus, 167 nucleotides long. The record is from the annotation of a GenBank genome assembly. Lineage: Eukaryota; Fungi; Glomeromycota; Glomeromycetes; Diversisporales; Gigasporaceae.
AUAUGGUUAAACAAGUUAAUGAUUUGAUAAUGAAUUUUUAUAUAAAAGUAAAAGCUAGUACCAGUGAUAGUGAAAAACAGAUCAGAGAAAUAUUUAUUAAUGGAUUAUCUUCUGAGAAUUAUUUGGAAGCUGAAAAAUUUGAAUCAGGAAUUUUAUUAAAUAAACUG